Molecule: messenger RNA, 1880 nt
Organism: Haliaeetus leucocephalus (bald eagle)
Lineage: Eukaryota; Metazoa; Chordata; Aves; Accipitriformes; Accipitridae
Gene: SPINT1
Product: serine peptidase inhibitor, Kunitz type 1
Exons: 11
Coding region: 84-1601 (505 amino acids)
Molecular function (GO): protein binding; serine-type endopeptidase inhibitor activity
Source: RefSeq, a predicted model, not a curated record
CAGCCUUUUCCCAGCAUCGGUUUCACCAGAGACCACCCAGGAAAGGAUUAAGGUCUCAAGGCGGUGAAGAUCGGGGCGCCAAGAUGGCCAGAGAGAGUCCAGGUCCAUGGCUUGUGCUCUGGGUCUGCUUGGUGCUGGCAGCGGACUUCGGUGAAGGACAGGAGGAAAAACCCUUCGGUGAAAUGUGCCUGGAAGACUUUACGGCAGGGGUGCCAGAUUUGGUGCUGGAUACAGACGCCUCCGUCCAGAAUGGAGCCACUUUCUUGUCGUCCCCCAUGGUCCAUCGGAGCAGGGACUGCAUGAGAGCCUGCUGUAAGGACCCCGCUUGCAACCUGGCUCUCAUGGAGCAGGUCCCGGGCACAGAAGACGACCACAUCCAGGGCUGCUUUCUCCUCGACUGCCUCUACGAGCAGGCUUUCGUCUGCAGGUUUGCCAGGAAGAUCGGCUUUCUCAACUUCUUGAGGAAGGACGUGUACGAUUCCUACCUGGCAAUGCAGGAUCACAGAUCUAAUGAUGACCAUCCUCCAAUAGCCCGCACUGGCAUGGACAUGAGGGUGCAGCCGGGCGAACCGGUGAUGCUGAGAGGCACAGAGAGCACGGAUGACCGAGGGAUAGUCAGCUAUGAAUGGAAACAGGUCUUCGGCGACCCCUCCGUGGAGAUGAAGAAGCACGAAGAAGAUCAGGUAGAAAUCUCCAACCUACAGGCGGGAACUUACAUCUUCCAGCUUACUGUCACAGACACUGCACAACAGCAAGACUUCACCAACAUCACCAUCAUGGUGCUGAAUUCUGAGCAGACUGAAGAGCAUUGUUUGAGUCCUAAGAAGGUUGGUUGGUGUCGGGGGUCUUUUCCACGUUGGUUUUACAACCCGACCCUUCAGCAGUGUGAGGAGUUCAUUUUUGGUGGCUGCAAGCCCAACAAGAAUAACUACUUACGGGAAGAAGAGUGUAAACUCGCCUGCAAGAAUGUUAGAGGUUCUGUUGGUGGGCGACAACAACCAGUGUGCAAUGGGAACUGUCAGUCCCCCUUCUUCAGGUGCAAGGAUGGCUGCUGCAUUGAUGCCUAUCUGGAGUGUGAUGAAACUCUUGACUGUGCUGAUGGAUCGGAUGAGAUGUAUUGUGAACAAUAUGCUCGUGAGUUCAAUAGACUGCAGAAAAUCAAUGUCACACGUAAGCAAGGUCACUGUGUGGACUUGCCUGAUACUGGACAGUGCACCGAGAGCAUCCCCCGCUGGUACUAUAACCCGUUCUCUGAGAAAUGUGACCGCUUCACCUAUGGGGGCUGUGGUGGCAACGACAACAACUUUGAAGAAGAGGAAGACUGCAUGAAAUCAUGUUCAGGCAUCACAAAAGCAGAUGCCAUUGGCCGGAGAUGGGAAUCAUUUGAGUCCCAAACUGCUAUCUUAAGUGCCUUUGAGGUGGUGAUUGCCGUGCUCCUCGGGAUCUGCAUCAUGGUGGUCCUGGCAAUCAUCGGCUACUUCUUCCUGAAGAACAGGAAGAAGAGCCGCCGUCGUCAGCCGACCACCGCUACCAACUCAACCCUCUCCACCACAGAGGACACUGAGCAUCUCUUUUACAGCAGUGCCACCAAACCAGUCUGACCUACGGGCUCCCUCUCUCCAGCCCAGCACUGGGGCACUCCCAGAAACUUCUGGAGUUCUGUUUUUAGACACAGGCCUGUGCCUGAAGCACACUUUCUCUUUGAAGACAUUUGUAGCAUGAGGCCAAGAUCUAGCCAUGACUUGGCAGUACUAGUGUUUGUGAUUGUCUUGGCUAAAUGGCUGCUCUGGAAAGUGAAGAUCUGGGAGCAGUUUGCUGCUCUCUGAUGUCUAUCCUUUCCUAACCUCAAACAAUCCAGUGAAAACUCUGAAUGACAUCUU